Closterium sp. Naga37s-1 is the source of this 3633-nucleotide messenger RNA. NCBI's taxonomy places the organism in Eukaryota, Viridiplantae, Streptophyta, Zygnematophyceae, Desmidiales, Closteriaceae. The record is from the annotation of a GenBank genome assembly.
AUGCAGGGUUCGCGGAACCUUCUCUCGUCGUCGAGUGAUGUCACAGUAGCCAUCACUAGCCACGACUGGAAAGAUAGUGCGAAGGGUAUCGGCGCCGGCAAAAGCGCCGUGGAUGGCGGAAACGAAUUCGACGGGGUGGAUAGCUGGCGAGGCGCGUUCGCCGGGGAGGUGGUGACUGUGGAAGAGGUCCGAGAAGACAAGGGGGAAGCGAAACGGCGGAAAGGCAACCGGGGAAAAUCGAAGAAAUCGAAGGCGGGGGAAAAGCGAGGAGAGGAAGCGACGGUAAUGGGGCGCACGGGUGAUCAGGGUAGCAAAAAAGGGAAAGGAUUGGUUGUUGAGAUUGCGGAGAAGGAGAAAGGGAAGAAGCGGGAAGAGAUGGUGAUCAAGGUUGGCGGGUUGACCAAGGAAGCGAAGAAUGACACCCGCGAGAAGAGAGGCGAGACAGGCGAGGAGGGGGAAUUGAAGGGAUCAGACAGCAGAACGGAGGAGCAGCGUGAUGAGCGGCGGGAGGAGGGGAUAGAAAAGGAUCACGUAGGGAAGGAGAAGAGUGCACGGGAUAGCAGCAGCACGCUGCAUACCGACAGCACGCGGCAGGAGAGCGGCACGCGGGAGGAGAACACGACGGGGGAGGGAGGGCGUGAGAUUGGUAGCGAUACGCGGCAGAAGGAGGAGGUCGGGGGGAAGGCGGAGGCAGCUGCUGGCGCGCAUGAGGGGAAACAUAGCAGCCCAGGGGCACAGGCAGCCGAAUCGGAUGUCGCACGGGAAGCGGAUGUCGCACGGGAAGCGGAUGUCGCACGGGAAAGAGCAGCAGCGGGAGAGUCAAAGGCAUCAGGGGAGGCGGGGGCGGCAUCAGGGGAGGCGGAGUCGGCAUUAGGGGAGGCGGAGUCGGCAUCAGGGAAUGCGGGGCCGGCAUCAGGGGAGGCGGAGACGGCAUCAGGGGAGGCGGGGGCGGCAUCAGGGGAGGCGGAGUCGGCAUCUGGGGAGGCGGAGUCGGCAUCAGGGGAGGUGGGGGCGACAUCAGGUGGUGGAGUUAGCGACGCUGCAGUGAUCGCUGUGGCCGAGGGCAACCUAGGCGCACGCCUGCAGGCGCUUUGCCUUGCGCCCGCCGUCAGCGCGGUGUGGGGCGCGCGCGCACCGGGGGAGGCGGAUGCGGGGAAGAAGGAAGGGGAUAAGGCGAGGGAGGUAGCCGUUGUGUGGAGCGACUCAGCGGUCGCGGAUGCUGACGUGGACGGAAGUGCUGCUGAUUCCGCUGGCGGCAGUCCCAAGAAGGGACCCGCAGGGGAGGGGUUCUUGGAUUUAUUCAGCGGGUUUCCCGGUGUAGAUGCAUUACGGUUAGACGAGAAGGAUAAGGCUGCUUGGCCGAGUGUGACUGUAAAGGGAUCAGCCUCUGCUGCUCCUCUUUUAGAGUCACGGAAAGAGGUGCAAGUCUCGUUGCCGGCCUGUGUAGACGAGGGGUCGGAAUCGGCCAAUACGAGCGCGACAAGCGGCAACAGCAGCAGCAGCGCGGAGGUGCCUGGAUUGUCGUUGUCGCUGUGGGUCCCUUCUGGACUAAGCCACGUGGCAAGCAGAGAAUGGUUUGCCACCGUACUGCACUCCUCGCCACAAGUGUUCCCCCCCCUCUCUGGAACUUCCUCUCCCCCGGUCCCCCCAACCCUUCGUUUUCUCCCCUUCUCCGAUUUCCUUUCCCCUUCCCGUCCUACCCCUUAUCUCCGCAUCUCCCCCCAGACCUCCCCCGAGGCAUGUUCCGCCCUCCGCCUCUUCCAGUCUUGCCUGGGCGCUCUGCAGCCCUCGCCACGUGUCAGCAAAUUACUGGAGGAGGGAGCGCUGGGGGAAACGGGAGCAGCUGCUGGGACGUCUGAGGGGGAGAUAAAGGAGGGUGGGGGAGGACGGGUAAAGGGGGGAUUUAGCGAGAGACUAGCACGAAGCACGGCUGUGUAUCUGGAAGCCAAUCAGGUGAUGCCAGGUGGCACGUGCGGAGGGUGUCCCGAGGACCCUCUACUCAACUGCACGCUUCGCACGCUGACGUGGCGCUACCUGCGCGUGCCGUCCAACUCGUCUGACGUGGACUUCACUGUAGCAGCUGCCUCUGCUACAGACGCUGCUACAGUCGCAGGCACCUUCCAUCCCCUGCGCGCCCCGCUCCUCCUCCCCCACACUGCUGUCAGAACGGCCAUGGGUUGCCCCUUGAGAAUACCUCCCUCUUCCUCCCCCCCACCUCCCUCCCCCUCCUCCCCCUCCUCCUCCUCCACCUCCUCCUCCUCCUCCUCCGCCUCCUCCUCCUCCUCCUCCUCCUCCUCCUCCUCCUCCUCCUCCUCCUCCUCCUCCUCCUCCUCCUCCUCCUCCUCCUUCUCCCCCCACUCCCCCCCCUCCUCCUCCUCGUCUGCCUCAACGUCAAUGCCCAGCACCAGCUCUGCUGCAUCUGCUUCUUCUGAUUCCUCACCAUCAUCGCCAGCAUCAUCGUCGCGACGACUGUUGGGUCUGAAGGGAGAGGAGGAGCAGGAGAAGAAGUCUGUCUCACCAUCUGACAGUUCUGGAAGCGACAAUAGUGAGAACAGCAGCAGUGGGGCGAGCAGCAGUGGCAGUGGGGCGAGCGGGGCGAAAGGGCACGAAUGGAGUUGUGGUCAGCUGGAGCUGGCGGAGCUGCUGCUGCUGUCGUGGGCUCGAGGGCUCAUCCACUCGCGGCCCUCUAUAGAGGCACUCUUCAUUGCCGCCCAGGGGAGACGGCACCGGGCGAGCCACAGCAGCAGCGCGGAUGCCCCUGCUGCCUCCCAGGCAGUUACGUUUGUGGUGGAGGAGAGUGUGUGCGCUGCCCCACGUGUUGCUCGGUUUGUCGACCAGAAGUACCUGCAGCAGAUGCUCGUUGAUGAGGAGCUCAAGGCGGUGUACUGCUUUGUCCCCAAGGCGGCCUGCACGAGCUGGAAGGUGUGGUUCCGCCAGCAGCUGUCCAAGCGACUCGGCAGCAUGAAGUCAUACGGCGUGCCGGAGCGAAUCAUCGUACACAACCCGCAGCAGAGCGGGCUGAGCAUCAUGGGGUACGGGUUUGAGGAGCACGACAACAUUCGCUUCCUCACCCGCCCGGACUUCUUCAAGUUCUCGUUUGUGCGCAACCCGUUCACGAGGAUCGCGUCGGCGUAUCUGAACAAGCAUGUGGACGGGGGAUACCCGCAUGACCGCAAGUACUGGAACGAGCGCUUCUUUGCAGGGUUGCAGGCGUACAACGAGCUCAUGAAGAGCCAGAACGGCAGCGACUUCAUCCCCUUCUCAACCUUCAUGUCAUUCCUCCAGAUGCAAGCCACACGCUAUGUAGCACGCAUGGACCCCCACGUCCGCCCCCAGAUCAACCUGUGCAAGCUGAAUUCGAUCCGAUAUGAUGUUAUCGGGCGGUUUGAGAAUCUAGAGGAGGAUGUGGCGAAGGUGAUGCGGCAGUUCGGGAAGGAGGGGAAAGAUGCCUUUAAUAUUGGCCAUGGGGCACACCCAACUAAUGCGUCGGAUAAGCUGCUCGAGCUAUAUGACCAGGGAGCUUUUGAGGCUGCUAUGGUCGCAUACAAGACAGAUUUCAGUGUGCCUUUAAAUGGUUUAGAGUAUGGACCACCACAAGCUUUAGUGGAAAAGUUUGGCUCUGAAACGAGUUAA